Daucus carota subsp. sativus is the source of this 702-nucleotide messenger RNA. RefSeq lists its product as uncharacterized. Bases 69 to 404 code for a protein of 111 amino acids. The record is from RefSeq and is a predicted model, not a curated record. The transcript is spliced from 2 exons. Lineage: Eukaryota; Viridiplantae; Streptophyta; Magnoliopsida; Apiales; Apiaceae.
AAGAAUUAUGCAUCCAGUGGUUUAAAUUAGAGUGUUGAAGUUUGUCACAUAUUGUUGUGCUGAUAUAAAUGAUGUUUAUGUGUGUGCAGCAACUUGUUGCUGGACAAAGUAGUGCUCAGAAAAGCUGGUUUGAUGACGAUGAAGCAUUCUUACCUGAUAACUUUCUGUUAGAUCUAUUCCCGGGAGAAGAUGAAGAUCUCUUUUUGGGGGAUAUGAUGAACCUUGUUGCAGCUGAGGACAAUGAUGUUCGUGUAGCCGAUGCCAAGGAUGCUGAAAACUCUGGAGACCAUGACAAGGAUGAUGAGAAUUCCGGAGACAACAGGGAUGUUGGUCUAGCUGAUUACAAGGAUGCUGGAAACUCUGAAGCCACUGACAAGGAUGGUCAGAACUCCGGAAAUUGUUGAAUGGUGAUUGAUACCGUGCUAAGCUACACAUAUGAAAAAUCAACGUAAAACUGCAUUCCAAGCAUGGUGUACUAUUGGCCUAUUUGAAUUUGUUUGAUGAACAACCGUACUAUUUCUGGUUUUUAUUGGGUUGAAAUGGUACCUUAACCUUUUGAUAAGUUACUGAUGUUUUUGAGUUUUUCCCUUUAAAAUCUGUCUUGUUUGGGAAUCAAAUUUAUUAUUCGAAUUUCUCUAGUUUAUAUCUUUUAUCACCCAAAAGAACAAAUUUGUAUAUAUAUUAGUUUUGUUUUUGUGUGAA